GGUAUUUGUAGUGUUAGAAACAAUCAAAAAAAAAGUUCAUGUGAAUUCAUCGACAAGAGCUGAGUAAUUAAAAACAGCGUGAAUACAGUAACGAUUUAAAGUUUUGAACAAAAUGACAGAUUAAAAUAAAUUAUUACUUUUAUAUUUAUUUAUUAUUUCACUAAAUUUUAAUAUUUAUUAAUAUAAUAAUGAAAAAAUGCAAACAAAUACGCGAACUUGCACGCGAUAUUUCAACAGGCCGGUGAUUAUUGUUCCUUCUGAUAAUAUUCGGUUGUGUAAAAAACCAUUAAAUGGUACAACAACCACUGGAAGUUCUUAUAUUUAUCAUGGAGGUUACAGACCAGUUUGUAAUUUUAAACCAAAAUCAAAUUACGUACGUAGUGAAGCUGUAUCGGCUAGUGAUACCACACAUAAGCUGAGUUACCAGCCAUUCCCGAUAGAGAGACGAGAAAAAUUACCUUGGGCUCAGAAAAAAGUUUACAGACCGCCGGAAACAGGUUUAGAAACAUUUACUACUUACUCGCAGAGUUAUAUUCCGAUUGAUGGAGUACACAAAGAAAAGCCGAUUAAGCCUCUUCAGAAUUCAGAAUGGCUUGGGAGAAAAUAUAAUUUCAAUGGCACGAGUUCUUACAACGAAGCUUUUAUUCCGUUACCAAUUGAACACGUAGUGCCCCAGAUUCCGAGCGGGAAUAUUGUUUUAUCGAAUGAUCUUAUGGAGUCUGAAACGACGAGUAAAUUGAGCUAUCAAAAAUUCAAUGUCCAAAAAAGGCUGCCGAUAAAACCUCGGGCUAAAAAUACUAGAUACGAAGGUCCGAUGCAAACAUUGACGACUAAUAGAAUUGAUUAUCAACCCAAAGUGACUUCGAGACCGGAAAUUAAAAUUCCAAGGGACAAUAUUCGUAAUUCAGAUAAACCAAUUGAAGGAUUAACAACAUCAGCAAGUUCUUAUUUAUAUUAUGGUCCAAUUAAUUUAACACAGAGUUUCAAACCGGUUAAAAAUUAUCAAAAACCAGUAGGUAAAUUUGAUGACAUUACAAUAAAUAAGUUAUCAUACCGACCAUGGGAUCCAGUAAUUAGAGAAAAUUAUCCAUGGGCACAAAAACCAAAGUACAAAAAACCAACGCGACCAAUCGACGAUAAUUCGAUCUACAAAAUAAGUUUUAUUCCUCCUGAAUACUAUUGUUACCAACAAUGUGAGGGUCCUUCAUGUCCAAGGCUUCCAACUACUUCACAAAAUGUCAUGUGUCUAAAUUAAUAAAACACUCAUUUUUUUUUUAUUUUCAUAAGCAUAAAAUUUAUUUAAUUGCACUUCCAAAUUGUGCAUACAAUUUAAACAUUAAAAAUAAAAUUAAUAAUUAAUUAUUAUUAUUAUUAAAAUAUAAAUUUAUGGCCGUGUCCAAAAAAAGUUAUUUGUAUAUAAAAUAUUUAUCAUUUAUGCACUGGACAUUUAUAGUUUUGUUAAACAGGCCGUUUUA
Molecule: messenger RNA, 1475 nt
Organism: Microplitis mediator
Lineage: Eukaryota; Metazoa; Arthropoda; Insecta; Hymenoptera; Braconidae
Product: stabilizer of axonemal microtubules 2-like
Exons: 4
Coding region: 197-1255 (352 amino acids)
Biological process (GO): microtubule anchoring
Cellular component (GO): axonemal microtubule; centriole; cytoskeleton
Molecular function (GO): microtubule binding
Source: RefSeq, a predicted model, not a curated record